Molecule: messenger RNA, 317 nt
Organism: Belonocnema kinseyi
Lineage: Eukaryota; Metazoa; Arthropoda; Insecta; Hymenoptera; Cynipidae
Product: histone H4-like
Exons: 1
Coding region: 1-312 (103 amino acids)
Biological process (GO): nucleosome assembly
Cellular component (GO): nucleosome
Molecular function (GO): DNA binding; protein heterodimerization activity; structural constituent of chromatin
Source: RefSeq, a predicted model, not a curated record
AUGACUGGUCGUGGAAAGGGAGGCAAAGGGUUGGGAAAAGGAGGAGCGAAACGCCAUCGCAAAGUUCUUCGUGAUAACAUCCAGGGAAUCGCGAAGCCUGCUAUCCGCCGUUUGGCUCGUCGAGGUGGUGUCAAGCGUAUUUCUGGCUUGAUCUAUGAAGAAACCCGUGGUGUCCUGAAGGUGUUCCUGGAAAAUGUUAUCCGGGACGCUGUCACCUACAUCGAGCACGCUAAAAGGAAGACUGUUGCAGCCAUGGACGUCGUUUAUGCUCUGAAACGCCAAGGACGUACUCUCUACGGAUUCGGCGGUUAAACGUC